AUGUCAAAUACAGAUGUUAAGCCCGUCUACGACGAGAAGCCUCCAGUGGGAUCCACCGAUCGGAGACCAUCUCUCGAGAAUGGAGUCGGCGAAAUCAUACAUACAGUCAAUGCCUCCGGCCAUCGCGAUCAAUUACAACGGCACUACGGUCCUCUGCAAAUCUGUGGUCUGGCCCUGAACAUUGACUCUGCCUGGGUAGCGUUUGCUGGCUCUUUGGUUCUUGCUCUUCCUAACGGCGGGCCUGCUGGUGUACUAUACGAGCUGAUAACUGCCUGUAUCUACUAUGGUAUCAUUGCAGCAUCUAUCGCGGAGCUUGCAUCAGCUGUACCUACUGCCGGCGGUGUAUAUCAUUGGGCAUCCGUCACUGCAGGUCCAAAAUGGGGCAGAAGUGUUGGUUUCUUUGCUGGCUACCUCAACUUCUUUGGAUGGGUGUUCGAUCUUUGUAGUAUCGUGGCCAUUCCUUCGAACGUUCUACUGCAGAUGUGGAGUUUGUUCCAUCCCGAUUUCGUCCUCAAGGCCUGGCAUACCUAUCUGACAUAUGUCCUCAUCACAUGGUUCUGUGUCUUGUUCUGCGUAUUUGGCAACCGAUUCUUGCCGCUCCUACAAAACGUUGGAUUAUUCUUGCUCAUCGUCGGAGGAAUCGUUACAAUCAUUGUCUUGGCUGCAACGCCAAACACACAUGCCAGUACCUCCUUCGUCUGGACUGACUGGCAGAACGCCACUGGUUGGGGUGGUGGAGUUGCAUUUUUGACCGGCGUCUUGAACGGGUCCUUCACAAUCGCCACAGUGGACAGUGUUUCUCAUAUGGCAGAAGAGCUUCCAAAUCCCCGUCGCGAUAUCCCUCGAGCCAUUUUUGCUCAAAUUUCUCUUGGUGCCAUCACCGCGUUCUUGUACGCCAUAGCACUCUUCUAUGCCGUGUCCGAUCUGGACCAAGUCACUGGCAGCUCCGGUUCCUUCCCUGUGGCAAUCAUCUAUCGGCAAGCAACUGGAAACGCUGGUGGCGCUUUCUGCCUGCUGCUUAUCAUUUUCUUCAUCAUCAUGAUCUGCGCCAUCUCGACUGUACUCUCGCUUGGUCGCACCUGGUGGGCACUCGCCCGUGAUCAAGCUACACCUUUCGGAGGCUUCUUCUCUUCGGUCAACGAGCAGCUCUCCUGUCCAAUUCCUGCUACUAUCUUCGUGGGCUUACUUGUCACGGCUCUUGGUGCCAUUAUUCUCGGUUCUGGCACCGGUUUCAAUGAUUUAGUAGGAAGCUUCAUCGUGCUUUGCGCCUUCUCGUACCUUUUAGCCAUCUUCCCUCACCUCAUCAGUGGCCGGAAGUACACUCCUAAGGGCGAUUUCUGGAUGGGGAGGUAUGGCUUCGUGGUGAACGCCCUUGGCUGUGUGUUGAUCGUUUUCUUCAACAUCAUGUUCUGCUUCCCCUAUGCACUGCCAGUAACGGCUGAUUUGAUGAACUACAACUCGGUCAUUUUGGUUGGUGUCUUGGUCAUUGUCACUUUUUGGUGGCUUGUCUAUGGGUUGAAGCAUUACCCUGCUCCAAAAGUGCUCACUGAGGCGAUGAAGUAG
Messenger RNA from Aureobasidium melanogenum CBS 110374, 1563 nucleotides. Its product is annotated as amino acid transporter. Gene Ontology annotation, molecular function: transmembrane transporter activity. The coding region runs from base 1 to 1563 and encodes 520 amino acids. Gene Ontology annotation, cellular component: membrane. NCBI's taxonomy places the organism in Eukaryota, Fungi, Ascomycota, Dothideomycetes, Dothideales, Saccotheciaceae. The record is from RefSeq and is a predicted model, not a curated record. The transcript is spliced from 3 exons. Gene Ontology annotation, biological process: transmembrane transport.